AUGGACAGCCAGCGCGGGACUUUCAAUUAUUGUCCCGCCCAAUCGGAAAAAGACGGUGCCUAUAAAGGCUGGUGCGGCGGGCAGCGGCCGCGUCACUCUCGCUGCCGCUGCGCUGGUGAGCUGGUGUCUUGGUUCGCUAUGGCUCGCACGAAACAGACCGCCCGCAAGUCGACCGGGGGCAAGGCCCCGCGCAAGCAGCUGGCCACCAAGGCGGCCCGCAAGAGCGCGCCGGCCACGGGCGGCGUGAAGAAGCCGCACCGCUACCGGCCGGGCACCGUGGCCCUGCGCGAGAUCCGGCGCUACCAGAAGUCCACCGAGCUGCUGAUCCGCAAGCUGCCGUUCCAGCGGCUGGUGCGCGAGAUCGCGCAGGACUUCAAGACGGACCUGCGCUUCCAGAGUUCGGCCGUGAUGGCGCUGCAGGAGGCGAGCGAGGCCUACCUGGUGGGGCUGUUCGAGGACACGAACCUGUGCGCCAUCCACGCCAAGCGCGUCACCAUCAUGCCCAAGGACAUCCAGCUGGCUCGCCGCAUCCGCGGGGAGCGGGCUUAAAAGAAAUGUAGAGGGACAGGCGAUUAUGAUAAACUACACCACAGGGAAGCCAUCAGCAAAAUCCCAAUUGGAAAACUCUACAGGAAAAACAACCCAGUCUCUUCAACAAAGAAGCUACAAGAAAAAAAGAGAUGAAUGGCAAACAUAUUAGAGUUGAAAGACAUGUCAACCAAUCAUUAUGUAUAGAACUUAUUUGGAUUCAGAUUAGAACAAAGCAUUUUUUAAACCUGUGACAUGUAGGUUAAUUUUAACACCAAAUGGAUAUUUGACGAAUUAAGGAAAUAUUGUUAAUUAUUUUUGAUGUGACUUGCUAUUGUGGUCCUUAUCUUUUAGAGAUACAUAAAGCAAUAUUUGUGGAUGAAAUAAUAUGGUAUCUGGGAUCUGCUUCAAAAUGAUACAGGAUGGACAGUCUUAAGUUUGAUAAUUGAUGAAGUUGGAUAACGGGUACCUUGCCCUCUGUGUAUAUGUUUUAAUUUCUCAAUUAUCAAGAAUUAAAAAUACAGGCACGACUGGGUGGCUCAGUCUGUUGAGCAUCUCAGUGUAUAAGACUACCCCAUUUCUC
Molecule: messenger RNA, 1111 nt
Organism: Zalophus californianus (California sea lion)
Lineage: Eukaryota; Metazoa; Chordata; Mammalia; Carnivora; Otariidae
Product: histone H3-like
Exons: 2
Coding region: 1-549 (182 amino acids)
Cellular component (GO): nucleosome
Molecular function (GO): DNA binding; structural constituent of chromatin; protein heterodimerization activity
Source: RefSeq, a predicted model, not a curated record